Molecule: messenger RNA, 865 nt
Organism: Daucus carota subsp. sativus
Lineage: Eukaryota; Viridiplantae; Streptophyta; Magnoliopsida; Apiales; Apiaceae
Exons: 5
Coding region: 84-692 (202 amino acids)
Source: RefSeq, a predicted model, not a curated record
AGCUGGCCAAAACCUUAUUUUAUUUAUCGGAUUCCUGUAUAUAUAAACUUUGCAGAUCGUAGUUAUCCGCUAGUAGACCAGUUAUGUUUAAAAUUUGUACAAUAGCAUUGAGAUCUUGCAUCUCAAACAGCAGGAGUUUAAGUUCCUCAACAUUCAGCAAAGGCCUACAGCCCUUUGCUCCUAAUCACCAUUUGUCGAGCAUCAGCAGACCAGCAUUGAAAUCUCGUCAUAAUAUUCACAGGAAUUUAUCAUCAUAUAAUAGUUCUCAACAAGGAUCUUCAAGUCCAUCCGGAAGCCCUUUAAGUUCCUGGAAACGUUGGAUUGCAGGAGUGGCCGUUUCCGCGAUCACAUUACCCCAACUAAAUUCAUUUCUUGAAUGGAAAAAUGAGGUGGAAAUCAUAGUAGAAGAUGCAGAAAUAAUAGCCGAGGUUGUUGAAAAGGUGGCUGAAGAAGUUGCAGAGGUUGCAGAUCUUCUAGACAAUCAGCUUCCUGAGGGUGGAAAGCUAAGGAAUGCAGUGGAUGUUAUAGAAGAUGUAGCAAAGGAGAUUGUCAAAGAUACCAAUAUUGCUGAAGACAUACUUAACAAGGUGGAAGAUUUUGGGAAAGAAGUUGACUCACUAAUUGCACCAGCAAACGAUCAGGUAAACCUUAAUGUCCCCCAAGAAGCAACUGAUGUCAAAGGUGCCACUUAAGCAAAGACCUAGAUUUCAAGCUCACAAUAUUUGUGCAUCUUUAUAAAAAUUUGACAUUUUGUUAAUAGCAAGAUUUUAAUUUGAAUAACACUGUUAGUAGUCAUCGUUAAAAAAAAAAAUUGUAAUCAGUUUGUUUGGAUUAUUUGUUUAAGGAAAAAGCUAAUUGCUUGUAA